Molecule: messenger RNA, 2360 nt
Organism: Zeugodacus cucurbitae (melon fly)
Lineage: Eukaryota; Metazoa; Arthropoda; Insecta; Diptera; Tephritidae
Product: short-chain dehydrogenase/reductase family 16C member 6
Exons: 7
Coding region: 672-1814 (380 amino acids)
Cellular component (GO): lipid droplet
Molecular function (GO): oxidoreductase activity, acting on the CH-OH group of donors, NAD or NADP as acceptor
Source: RefSeq, a predicted model, not a curated record
GCACCAUUUACAGACGCGCCGUGAGUUGAGCGCGAUCGCCAAAGGAAUGAAAUGAAUUAUGGCAAUUAAAAAAAGUUUGAGCCAAAAUAAAAGAGUUGAGUAGAAAUUUUGUUUGGCUUAUGUGUGCAUUACAAAUGGCACUCGGAGCAACUGUGCGAACGCAAAUAGCUUGACGGCAGGCGGCGCGACAAUUGCUAUUUACGCGUCGAACGGGUGAGAUUGUCGAGAUCCAAAGCGCGCGCUCGCUUACCUACGCCGAGUUCACUUGGGAGCAAACACCGCAACAACAACAAAGCAAUAAAGUUACUACCUAUAACAAACAGCAUACAGCGAUUCACACAAUGAACAUAGAAAACAGUUAAGAAAUUCCAGCGGAAAGAAAAGCGAAAACUAUAAAUAAUAACAAGUGCCAGCAAGAGAAAAUCAAGAAAAAAAAUCAAAAAAGCGACAACAAACAUUCGAGCAAAACAAGAUCGCUAGCGCAACGCGUCGACAUUUCGAAAUCAUAUUUUGGGUGACAGUGCGUGCGUAGACUCCGCGAGAUCCGAGUGUAGUCUAAUGUACAGUAUAAGUGAAAUCCAAAGACGCAGUUAAAAGUGUAAAAAUAAAUCUUCUUUUUAUUACUAUUUCAUAUCGCUGGCAAACUGAAAGCGCCAAAGUUUUUCGAUAAAAUGGUCGAAUCGGUUAAAGUAACGACUUUUACGCGUACGACCACCGCUGUGCCAGCGUCCGCCGCGGCACCAGCAGCCGCAUCGACACCAGCGACCGCGCCCGUCAAUGCAGCAUCCGCGGCGUCGCCAACAACAGCGACAACAACUGCGGCGGCGGCGGCGGCGACAGCGGCACGGAAUGCGCAACGUCGUGAUGAGACCGCGCGUGGCAUCUACAAUCUGAAGGUGAUCGUUUUCUUGCUGCUGAUGCCACUGAUCCUGUUUGCCGUGUUUCUGAAGCAUUUGCUCGACUACCUGUUUUCGUUGGGCGAGAAGGAGAAGGAUGUGCGCGGCAAAGUGGCUGUGGUGACCGGUGCAGGUAAUGGCCUUGGCCGGGAAAUAGCCAUUGAGCUGGCCCGAAAGGGUUGCAAAUUGGCCAUUGUGGAUGUAAACUCAAAAGGCUGCUACGAAACAGUUGACCUCAUUACCAAAAUACCCAGUGCCGUGGCCAAAGCAUAUAAGACAGAUGUCUCGUCACCGCGUGAGUUACAGUUGAUGGCAGUGAAAGUCGAAAAAGAGUUGGGUCCUGUAGAAAUUUUGGUGAACAAUGCUUCCUUAAUGCCUAUGACAUCCACGCCACAUUUGACCAAUGAUGAAAUUGAGACAAUACUUACGGUCAAUUUGGGUUCAUAUAUUAUGACUGUUAAGGAGUUUCUACCGAAAAUGGUUGCUCGAAAAUCGGGACAUGUGGUGGCCGUGGCAGCUUUGGCAGGUUUGGUGCCGCUGCCCGGUGCUGGCAUUUACACUGCCACGAAAUAUGGCAUUUUGGGCUUUAUGGAAGCGUUGCGCGGCGAAUUGCGCCUCUCCGACUGCGACUACAUACGCACCACCGUGGCAAAUGCCUAUCUAAUGAAGACUAGUGGCGAUUUGCCCUUACUCAGCGAUGCGGGCAUAAUGGCCAGUUAUCCGGGCUUGCCGACACCCUACGUCGCCCAGAAGAUCGUACGCGGCGUCCUCUACAACGAGCGUAUGGUGUACGUGCCGAAAAUAUUCGCGCUCACAGUGUGGCUGCUCAGAUUGUUGCCCACUAAAUGGCAGGAUUACAUGUUGUUGCGCUUCUACCACUUCGAUGUGCGCAGCUCUCAUCUUUUCUACUGGAAAUAAGUACACGGCGAUCCAUGGUCCAGCAGCGCCACACGAGCAAACAAACACACAUACAUACACACAGACACACACAUAUAUACAUGUGUGCCUUCCCACCCAAAACUGUAGCCGCGUGUGUGUUUAAGUUGUAGUCCAGGCUGGUUGCUGGCUUAUAAUGUGUGUUGCAGCUCCACAAGCAGCCCCGCGUCCCUCGAAAUACAAUACUUAUAAGCAGACUGCAAUGCAUACAUAUACAUGUUUGUGUGUAUGUGUGUAUUCACUCGCUGCUCCACUCAGUUGGCGCUUCCGUUUUAUUGCAUUAUCAGCGCUGCUGCACACAGUCAUGCAUUUAGCUGCUUCUUUCACAUUCAUUGUGAAUCCUUAAUUUUAUUAUCACAUUUUGUAUUUUUUUGUCUAAUUGUAUUUUAAUUCUUUUGUGUUUGCGAUGAGCGUUACACUUUUAUAUUGUUAGUGUAAUAAAUGAAUCUUUAGCUUAAGAGUACAAUGUUAGUCAUAUCUACUAAAUAAAUAUAUAUAUUAUACUUAUAUUAUUAACACAUAAACAAA